AUGCCAAGCGAAGCCACGGAUCGCACAGAGGCGCCUCAGGACAGCAAAUUGUACACGCCCGAUUCCGGAAGGAAGGAAGGAGAAAUAUUUUGGGUCAAUCACCAGCCUUUUCUCGCCUCUCGAGGAUACAUGCUCCGACCACGAUAUCAUGCUGACUGGGUUCCUUCCUGGCAGUCGAAUCCUCGACCGAAGAAAUUCGGCGUGUACUAUGAAGACCAGCACAUCAUCCAUUACAGUCCCGUACGUCUUCGACUGGCAUACAUUGUUCAAUUGCUUGGGACUAUACACCUAGCGCUGGCGGAUCAUAGAUGCGAUACGUACCUCGGAUGGCUGUCAAGUCGUUCUCAAGCCGAGCUGAAGGACAAUCCUCGAAAUCACGCCAUACCUCUCCUUGAUGUCAUUCAAUUUCCCGACGAGAAUUGGGCAUUGCUUGUCAAAGCUAUGUUUCGUUACUUCGCCUCUCCAAACUUUCAUUGCGUGUCAGAGUUCAUUGAGCUCUUCCGACAAUUACUCGCCGGUUUGGAAUUUAUGAAUAGGUUGAACAUUGCGCAUGGAGACAUCACUAUAAACGACAUUGUCAUGGAUCAUCGACGCGUCAUCGCUAAAGGCAUUCAUUUCGCUAUGGAUGGCAGUCAUGAUGGUGCAACCCGCGGUCUUUUUACUGAGCUUCGAGUCCGUGUGGCCCCCGUCAAUUACUACUACAUUGACUUCGAGUUUGCACAAUGUUUCCCUGAGGGCAUAGAAGUGGCUGCUGUUCCUAAGCUAAGUUUCGACGGUUCCUAUGGAGUACCCAACAAUCCCUUCAAGGAAGAUGUCUAUGACCUCGACGAAGCAAUUUUCACCACAUUGAAGUGGCGGAUAUGGAAUACACCCUACCGUGAUCCCACGUAUCCUCCGCCGUGGAGUCGGCUUCCCUACUAUUUAUUCCCUUCUCGUCAUCUCUUCGCUUGA
Messenger RNA from Guyanagaster necrorhizus, 951 nucleotides. RefSeq lists its product as uncharacterized. The transcript is spliced from 5 exons. The coding region runs from base 1 to 951 and encodes 316 amino acids. The record is from RefSeq and is a predicted model, not a curated record. NCBI's taxonomy places the organism in Eukaryota, Fungi, Basidiomycota, Agaricomycetes, Agaricales, Physalacriaceae.